Messenger RNA from Sapajus apella (tufted capuchin), 1644 nucleotides. It is a transcript of the gene TMEM9, whose product is annotated as transmembrane protein 9. Bases 143 to 769 code for a protein of 208 amino acids. Gene Ontology annotation, cellular component: lysosomal membrane. The record is from RefSeq and is a predicted model, not a curated record. NCBI's taxonomy places the organism in Eukaryota, Metazoa, Chordata, Mammalia, Primates, Cebidae. The transcript is spliced from 6 exons.
UGCCAUGGCGACAGCGAGGUUGGGCUGGGGGGCUGCUCUGGCAGCCAAUAGAAGCUAGGAGAGGGCGGGGCCAGCUGGGUCGUGUGCGGCUGCGGCGGGGCUUGCAGGUGUCCGGCUUUGCUGACCCACAAGCCUGAUAAGCAUGAAGCUCUUAUCUUUGGCGGCUGUGGUCGGGUGUUUGCUGGUGCCCCCAGCUGAAGCCAACAAGGUGAGGGAGGUGAGCCAGGAGCACCUGGUCACGACCACCGUGCACGGCCACCCUGUCUACGGGGCUGACUCAGAGAGUUCUGAAGACAUCCGGUGCAAAUGCAUCUGUCCACCUUACAGAAACAUCAGUGGGCACAUUUACAACCAGAAUGUGUCUCAGAAGGACUGCAACUGCCUGCACGUGGUGGAGCCCAUGCCAGUGCCCGGCCACGACGUGGAGGCCUACUGCCUGCUGUGCGAGUGCAGGUAUGAGGAGCGCAGCACUACCACCAUCAAGGUCAUCAUUGUCAUCUACCUGUCGGUGGUGGGUGCCCUUUUGCUCUACAUGGCCUUCCUGAUGCUGGUGGACCCUCUGAUCCGAAAGCCGGAUGCAUACACGGAGCAACUCCACAAUGAGGAGGAGAAUGAGGAUGCUCGCUCUGUGGCAGCAGCCACUGCAUCCCUCGGGGGACCCCGAGCAAACACCGUCCUGGAGCGCGUGGAAGGUGCUCAGCAGCGGUGGAAGCUGCAGGUGCAGGAGCAGCGGAAGACAGUCUUCGAUCGGCACAAGAUGCUCAGCUAGAUGGGCCGGUGUGGUUGGGUCAAGGCCCCAGCGCCAUGGCUGCCAGCUUCCAGGCUGGACAAAGCGGGGCUGCGUCUUCCUUUCCUCAGUGCCAGUCUUCCCUUUAAAAGCCCAUGGCAUUUUUCCUCCUUCUCCCUGACUUGAGAAAUGUUGUGCUUGGCUAUUUGAUUAGGGAAGAGUGAUGGGGUCUCUGAUCUCUGUUGUCUCCUUGGGUCUUUGGGGUUGAAGGGAGGGAGAAGGCAGGCCAGAAGGGAAUGGAGACAUUCGAGGUGGCCUCAGGAGCGGAUGUGAUCUGUCUCUUCUGGCUCCACCCUUGCCACCUUCCAGCUCCGAGUCUUGGGAAUGUUGUUAUCCUUGGACGAUAAAGCUGGGUCUUGAGGAACUCAGUGUCUGGGAGGAAAGCCUGGCCCAGCAUUCAGCAUGUGCUCCUUUCUGCAGUGGUUCUUCCCACCACUUCCCUCCCAGCCCCAGUGCCUCAGCCCCAGCUCCAGCCCUGAGGACAGCUCUGAUGGGAGAGCUGGGCCCCUGAGCCCAUGGUGGUCUUCAGCGUGCACCUGGAGGCUGGUUCCUGUGCCCGUGCACUUCCCCCACCAGGGCAUGGAGUGCCCAUGCACGCUUUGGUGCCGGUCCCCUCACCUGCACUUCAGGGGGCUGGGCAGUCCCUCCUCUCCCAGCAUCCACGGUUGCUGAGCCAGACGGUUGGAACACGAGACUCAAGAGGCUGGGCGUGGAUCUGAACACCACGGCCCCUGCCCUUGGGUCACCUCUUGUUCCCGAACUUGAUUGUACCAGUGCAUCGUGAGAAAUUUUGUCCUGUUGUCUUAGAGUUGUGUGGAAAUCAAGGAAGCCAUCAUUAAAUUGUUUUAUUUCUCUCA